UUGCUAAAUAAUACUUGCUUGAAAAGGGCUCAUUUAUUAUGUUCCGUAUUAAAAAAAACAUAUUAAAUUACCGGGCUUCUGUUAAUCAUUUCUGCUAACAUUUUCUUUAAUUCCAGCUGGUGAAGACGAGUACGCCUGCAAACGAAUCGAUUAUUUCGCUCAAGAUUACAGUCCAGACCUCAAAGAUUCAACGUUAGUUAUUCCAUAUGUUGUUUCAAAAGCUGCCAUYUUUUUUCUGCUGGCAGGAUCRAUCAUGAUUGCAGCYUUUAUGUGUUGCAUGCUUGGUCAAUGCGUUAGAUAUAGAGGAAUAUAUACUUUUAUAUCCGGUUUACUAUUUAUAUUYACAGGGUUGAUAAUGCUACUAGGUCUCAUAGUGUAUAUAUCUGUGUUCAAAGCAGAAGUGGGUAGUAAACUUAGGCCGCAGUCCCAAAUAAGGCCACCACUGUUCGAAUACCGAUACGGAUACUCAUUCCUACUGUACGCCUUUGGACUGUCCUCUGUAAAUUUAACGGGAACUGGCUGUAUUUUUUUAUUUAUAUAUAGAGUAAGGUACCAUUGGAGAAGGAAACAAAUCGACGAGCUGAGGAAGGGAAAUAGAACGCCUUCGAUACCAAACUUACAUAGAACUAUAGAGCCUCCAAUGCCUGUAGAGUAUCCAUGCAGGAGACAUCCUUAUUACUACGUUAACUCGAAUAGUACCGUUACGUUCCCCAGAAGUCCAGCAAGAAAUAUGUAAGUAAUGUGAACUAAUUAA
Molecule: messenger RNA, 754 nt
Organism: Dendroctonus ponderosae (mountain pine beetle)
Lineage: Eukaryota; Metazoa; Arthropoda; Insecta; Coleoptera; Curculionidae
Product: voltage-dependent calcium channel gamma-7 subunit-like
Exons: 4
Coding region: 254-736 (160 amino acids)
Biological process (GO): postsynaptic neurotransmitter receptor diffusion trapping; neurotransmitter receptor transport, postsynaptic endosome to lysosome; positive regulation of synaptic transmission, glutamatergic
Cellular component (GO): postsynaptic density membrane; AMPA glutamate receptor complex
Molecular function (GO): channel regulator activity; voltage-gated calcium channel activity
Source: RefSeq, a predicted model, not a curated record